AUGGCCAUAAUUUCGGAUAGAGCAAAUUCUAUACAUCUAGCUGUUAGAAACGUCUUUCCACAUGUUUAUCAUGGGUUAUGCUGUCGUCAUUUAGUGAUGAACCUACGUUUACCCUCUGAUAAAAAAAAAGAAAAUGAGAAGCUGUGGUGGAAGACAUGCAAAUCGUACCGAUUGUCUGAUUUUAACGAGUCAUUUAAUGCUCUUUGUCUUGCCGUUCCUAGAGUACGUCACACUCUAACAAUUAUUGGGUUCGGUAGAUGGGCAAGGGCGCAUUGUCCAGGCAAUCGAUAUCAUUAUAUGACAUCUAACAGCGCGGAGUCUAUUAACGCUUUAUCUAGACACUCGCGUAAAAUGCCGGUAACACAACUCUUAGAGUUCUUCCGGCAAUCUGUACAAAAGUGGUUUUACGAUCGCCGUUUGCAAGGUAUUCAUGAAAAACAUUUACUUACACAAUGGGCACAGAAGAAAAUUUUUAAAAAAAUUGAAGGGUCUAGAACCUGGACGGUUGCUGGGAUUGAGUUAAACAGUUAUUCUGUUGCAGACAGUGGAAAGGGGGGUUUAGUUGACUUUGUUAAUGGAACCUGUAGUUGCCGAGUUUGGCAGGUUUCUGGUUUACCAUGCGGGCAUGUUAUUGCCGUGUCAAAAUUUUUAGGUGAAACCGAUUGCAGUAAGUAUUGCUUCCCGUGUUACUCAAACGAAGUCUAUAAGAAAACUUAUGAAGAAGCGAUUUAUCCUCUUCCUCAUAGAUCUGAAUGGGAGACUCCAGAAGACCUUAUCAAUCUUCAACCGCCGCAUAUGACAAAACGCCAGGCUGGUCGUCCUCGAGAAAACAACCGGAUCUUAUCCCGCGGGGAAGAACCUACUCCCCUGUAUUGUUCCCGGUGUAACUCAUACGGUCAUCAUCGGGAUGUCUGUCGGCAGCCCAUGCCGUCAUAA
This is a messenger RNA of Helianthus annuus (common sunflower), 936 nucleotides long. RefSeq lists its product as uncharacterized. Gene Ontology annotation, molecular function: zinc ion binding. NCBI's taxonomy places the organism in Eukaryota, Viridiplantae, Streptophyta, Magnoliopsida, Asterales, Asteraceae. The record is from RefSeq and is a predicted model, not a curated record. The transcript has a single exon. The coding region runs from base 1 to 936 and encodes 311 amino acids.